Messenger RNA from Gilbertella persicaria, 1060 nucleotides. RefSeq lists its product as uncharacterized. The coding region runs from base 22 to 969 and encodes 315 amino acids. NCBI's taxonomy places the organism in Eukaryota, Fungi, Mucoromycota, Mucoromycetes, Mucorales, Choanephoraceae. The record is from RefSeq and is a predicted model, not a curated record. Gene Ontology annotation, molecular function: acyltransferase activity. The transcript is spliced from 8 exons.
ACCUUUUUUUUUAUUUUGAUUAUGGAAAAGUAUUCACGUUGGAGAGAUGCAAGUACGGGUAUUCAACCCUUUCUUCCUCCUGUGCCUCCUCGAACAGAUGCAAGUUUGCUUGUCACUCUGUCCAAUGUUGUUCAUUGGACAGUUGGACCUCUUCAAGGUUCAAUAAAACUCAUCUUGAUCAGUCUUGUGUCUGUUGUGUAUGUCUUGUUGAAUGGAUUGAGUGUGUUGCUGACGCCGCUUGGUCCCUUGAAACGAGCAUGGCACACACUUUACUCGACACUUUUAAUUCGACUUAUCUUGUUCCUAAUGGGGUUCUUUUAUAUUAAGAAAGAAACGGUGUCUAUUCGUAAAAGUCGAACUCAUGGAGUAUCACCUCAUGUACAUCAUGGUGAUGUGAUCAUUGCCAAUUGGACUUCUUAUGUAGAUAUCCUCUAUCUUGCCUACAGAUUCAAUCCUGUAUUUACACAGAUCUAUACCGACACAAACAAGGUGCGCAUGAUUUCUUUAUGGGAAGCCAUUCAAUUGACCCAUACAUCACCUGCAUCGAGUGGCCAUGGAUUAUAUACACUGGAAGAACUAGCAAACAAGGCCAAACAACACAAGUGGGGUCCUGUCGUUGUAUUUCCUGAAGGCACCACGACCAAUGGCCGUGCUUUACUCAAGUUUGCACCUGUCUUUACAGACUGCCACAUCGAUGCCAGUCGAUAUCAUAUCAUGGCUUUUAAAUAUGAGUAUGGUACCAUGUCGCCUACAUUCACUGUAGGCAGUCUCUUGAUGCACUUGUUUCGUCUUUGUUCUCAGUUUCAUAACACAUUGAUCGUAAAACAAUUGGCUUCAUUUGAACCCUUGGGUGAAUUAAGUGAUGCCCUCACGACGUCCCUUGGUCAUCUCGCCAAACUAAGAAAGACUAAUCUCGCGUUGACUGACAAACGCGAAUUCUUGUCCUUUUAUCAUUCGAAAAGAAAAUAAAACACCGACUCAAGGUGGUAAAUGCUGAUUGGAUGAUUAUAAGUGAUCUUAAUAAACUCAGGGUUGUCAUAUUUAUAUAGACACAUACACA